CCCCACUCUCCCUCUCCACCUCCCCCCUACCCCGCCCCAAAACCCCCCGAAAACCACCACCACUCAACCCUCUCUCCCUCCCUCUCCCUCUAGAAGUUGAACAGCUCGUAUACGCACUGUGUGUGUGGGUGUGUAAACCCAGCUUUACACCCAGCUGAGCAGGAGCAGCUCACCAUCAAUUUCUUCCCAUGUCAAAUUCCGAGGCGCCUAAUAACGAGCUCACUAACGGCGGCGGCGGCGCAGGAGCCAUGGUGGAGCAGACCUCGCAGAGGCCGUCAAGUAACGGCGUCUUAGCCGUCAAGAAGCCACCCUCUAAGGACCGACACAGCAAGGUCGACGGACGGGGCCGCCGCAUCCGCAUGCCCAUCAUCUGCGCCGCACGUGUCUUCCAGCUCACACGUGAGCUCGGCCACAAGUCCGACGGCCAGACCAUCGAAUGGCUCCUCCGCCAGGCCGAGCCCUCCAUCAUCGCCGCCACCGGCACCGGCACCACCCCUGCCUCCUUCUCCACCGUCUCUGUCUCCCUCCGCGGUGGCAACACCUCCUCUUCAGCCCCCUCCUCCACCACCUCCUCCGAUCACAAACCUCAGCUUCUGGGCCCCACCCCCUUCAUCCUCGGCAAACGCGUCCGCGGUUCCCUCGACGACCCCGAAAACAACCACAGCCACAACCACAACCACAACCACGACGCCUCCGCCGCCAAGGACCCCUCCGACAACCACGCCAACAACGACGGAGCCGUCUCAGUCGUCGGGCACUCCAUGGCCUCCAUGCUAGGCCCCAACGCAGGGGGACCCGGCGGGUUCUGGGCCCCGCACUUCGGGCAGGUGUGGAGCUUCGCCGCCACACCACCCCCGGAGCUGAUGGCUCAGUCAGCGCUGUCCCACCAGCAGCAGCAACAGCACCAUCAGCAGCAUUCGUUGUUCUUGCAGCAGCAGCCGAUGGGCGAGGCCUCGGCGGCCAGAGUGGGAAAUUACCUUCCUGGACAUCUCAAUUUGUUGGCUUCUUUGUCGGGCGGGCACGGCAAUUCGGGUCGGAGAGAAGACGACCAGCGUUGAAAAACCCGAUUCGGUUGGAGUUCCGUCCGUUGGCGGUGGCUGGUGGUGGUGGUGUGUUUUGUUGGUAUAUAUAAAUAUGUGUUGCCUGUAAAGUCUAGAAAGUAAAUAAUAUCAGGUGAAGCUGGGACGAGCAAGCAAAAUCGAAGCAGUUGGUCUCCUAAAACAUGGGGUAGGUGGUUUUUGUUGUGUUUGUCAAUAUUGAAUUCAAAGUUCAUGUUAAAGUACCGGUUUUCAAGUGUGAAGAAGUGCAGAUCUGUCUGAUUGUAUGAAUUGGGAAUGAUCUUCCUGAGUGUUGAAACACUAAUGCUGUGAUGUAGCAUGCGUCGUGUGAUCUUUCUGAAUCGAGUAAUUGUUUUGUUAUGUUUGUAA
This is a messenger RNA of Pyrus x bretschneideri (Chinese white pear), 1427 nucleotides long. Its product is annotated as transcription factor TCP7-like. Lineage: Eukaryota; Viridiplantae; Streptophyta; Magnoliopsida; Rosales; Rosaceae. Gene Ontology annotation, cellular component: nucleus. Gene Ontology annotation, molecular function: DNA-binding transcription factor activity; sequence-specific DNA binding. Gene Ontology annotation, biological process: regulation of circadian rhythm. The transcript has 2 exons. Bases 189 to 1058 code for a protein of 289 amino acids. The record is from RefSeq and is a predicted model, not a curated record.